AUGGAGGAGGAGUUGUUGAUUAACGACGAGAGGCUAACUCGGAGUGAGUCGUCCGAGAGAAAGCGAGUUAGGGACGAUUCCGACGACGCGGUUGUUGACUCACCGGACGUGAAGAGGCUGAGAGAUGAUUUAUUCGAUGUUCUCGAUGACUCGGAUCCUGAACCGGUGAGUCAGGAUCUCGACUCGGUUAUGAAGAGCUUCGAGGACGAGUUGUCUGCUGCUUCUCCGACGGUCACCACGGCGGCGCAAGACUCCGGAGAAACUCAGCCGGAUCUCGGUUAUCUAUUUGAGGCUUCCGAUGAUGAGCUUGGCUUGCCACCGCCUCCAUCGGUUUCUCCGAUUCCCAUCGCGAAGGAGGAGGAAACGACGGAUUUGGUUCGAGCAUCGUCGGAUUCUUCCGGAAUCGAUGAGCUAUGGGGGUUUGAGGAUCACGUGUCGAAUUACGAUCCUUUAGAUUUGGGCUCCGGCGUCGUAGAAGGUGGAGAUUACGUUACCGUUGAAGGAAUUUUCGAAUUUCCCGACGAUUGUUUUGAUUCCGGCGAUCUAUUUUCAUGGCGGUCAGAGUUUUUACCGGCGGAAUAA
Microthlaspi erraticum is the source of this 582-nucleotide messenger RNA. Lineage: Eukaryota; Viridiplantae; Streptophyta; Magnoliopsida; Brassicales; Brassicaceae. The record is from the annotation of a GenBank genome assembly.